This is a messenger RNA of Gaeumannomyces tritici R3-111a-1, 2260 nucleotides long. RefSeq lists its product as hypothetical. Bases 318 to 1931 code for a protein of 537 amino acids. Lineage: Eukaryota; Fungi; Ascomycota; Sordariomycetes; Magnaporthales; Magnaporthaceae. The record is from RefSeq and is a predicted model, not a curated record. The transcript has 2 exons.
CCCCCCCCACCGCUCGAGAUUUCCCAUGCGGACGGCUGCCCAGUCCUGGGGUUGAGACCUGUCCGUUCUUCUGGCCCCCUGUCAAGACCUUAGGCUUCCAUCUUUUCACGCUCCACCCGCGCUGCUGCGCUUGCUCCCGUUUCCUUCUUCGAGUCUCCUCUGCCCGCUUCCCCAAACUCUUGCAGCUCCGGACAGCCAACCGCCCUCCUCGACCGCUUCCGCCUGGGCACGUCUCUUGGUGGAGAAAGCCUUCUCGUCCCAAGCCCUCAUCUGCCUGGAGGAGAGUCGGGCUUGGUACACGGUAUCAUCUUUUGGCGAUGGAAGGGAGCGCGAGGUCGCCCGGGCCCGGGCCCCAGGCUCAGGCGCAACCGUUACUACCACAGACGCAGCAGGAACAGCGAUAUGCCCAGUCGCCGCCGCCACAGCAGCCCGACUACAGCACCUUGGAGGUCGCGCCGGACACGCAUGCCAGCUCCGCCCCGCAGGUCUACUACGAGUCGGCCCCCGAGCCCGCCGGCUUCUACGCGCUCAACAAGGCGCCGUAUGGCCUGUCUUCGGAUCAGUCCCCCACCGUCGUCGGCCAGGCAUCUCCCAAUCCGAACGCCAAGUCCGCCGACGGCGGCCUGUAUCCAGUACAGGCCGAACAUGAUAUUGGCACGCCCGCGGACGAGCCCAAGAAGACGGUCACGAUGAGCAGGAAGAAGAUGUGGAUAAUAGGGGCUGUCGUGCUCUUCUUGAUCAUCGCCGCCGCCGUCGGUGGUGGUGUAGGGGGCACCCUUGCGGCUCGCAACAGCAGCAACAGCGGCAACAGCACCGGCGGUGGCGACAGCGGCGGCAACGGAGGAGGCGGCGGAGGAGGCGGCGGAGGAUCCUCGCCGCAGCCCAACACCAACACCACGGGCAUCGCCCUCGGCUCGCCGGCGAUGGCGGCCGUCAACUACACGGUAGGCACGACGGACUACCGUAUGGUGUUCUGGCAGCCCCGGAACGACAGCAGCAACCUCGUGUACUCGCUAUGGGACUCGUCUGCGCAGACGGACGGCUGGAAGGUCAUCAGCGUCAACUCCAAGCUGGCCGACUCCAAGGCCGUCGAGGCCCUGCCGGGGACGCCCAUCGCCGCCGCCGUGCGGCCCAGGCUAGGGCAGAACCAGCGCCACGCCGUCUCCGUCUUCUUCCUGUCCGCCUCCAACGUGAUCCAGGAGCUGCGCACUACGGACCCCCGCGGCGCCAGCUGGUCAAAGGUCACGCACCCCGUCACGGCGGCCAGGGCGUCCCAGCUGGCGGCGCAAUGGGACGUGUGCGAGACGAGCGCGUGCUCCGGCCUCGUCGCGCUCAACUACGAGACGGAGGAUCACAAGAGCGCGUGGCUGUGGCCCGGCCUGACCGACAGCUCCAGCCAGGCCGUCAAGAACGCCACCACCAGGAUCGUGGUCGACAUCAUCCCCGGCUCCGGCAUCGCCCUCACGUCGGCCAUGGAUAACAACCCCAACAACACGGCGCAACAAAACAUCAAGCUUUAUUAUCAAGAUUCGGUGUCGCAGAACCUAACGGAGGUUUCGAGGGAGUGGACAUCCUAUUAUACCAUUACCCAAACAAAACUGGUCACCAACAUGCCGGUGGACAAGCCGGUGCAGCUAUACGCCACGUCGUUUUACAAGAACUCGGCCGCACGCUUCCUCUUCGUCCUGCUCCGCGCCGCCGACGGCACCGUGCAGGCCAUGCACUGGAACAGCAACACGUGGCGGCUGCCCAUCGAGCCCGUGUUCCGCAACACGCCCGCCGACGUUGGCAAGAGCUUCGCCGCCGUCUCGGUCUCAAACGACCUCAAGAUCUACGCACUCGCCCGCGACGGCAACUCGUUCCACACCUUCAACGCGGACAAGAACGAUCCCGUGACGUGGACCUACGACACCGCCGUGAAGCUCGAGUAGUCUACCAUGUUGCGUUGGGGAAGGCGCUUGAGGAGAGAGCAGGAACGGGACAAAAAAUAGUUCGUAAUUACAGGACAGGGCAUAUGACGACGGCUUCUUUUUAGCGUUUGUUUGUUUACAGCAGCGGGGUUUUAUUGCCUACACUUGUUUACCCAUCUUCCACUUCAUUUUAACGCUGUACAUAUCAUCCUUCGAUACCCCCACCCAACCCCAUUGAGCAAGGAACGCCUGCGUUUCCUCGGGCCUCCCGCUGCGUCUUUUAUAGUAACAUUUUAAGACAGUGCUAUCUUGUUGAUGUCAAGCAUUCGUGUUAUGGGGCCGAAGUCGUG